CCUGCUCAGAAAGGUUUACAGUACUUUCGCUUUAGCUCAGCUGUUUGCAGAGCGAGGCGAGGGAGGAAGCACGUCGAGUUUUGCGGGCGCUUUGAGUUGUGGUGAAUCGCUGGGAAACCAAUUCCUUCGCAAAGACUAUUGUCGUUAGCCAUGACUGUCUGUGGCCUUGUCACAAACUCUCAGGAACCUGUGCCCUUGAAGAGCAUCUCUGUGGAUGUGGUGGUCCGAGGCUUUGUGGCUGACGUGGUGUCUGAGCUCCGCUACCACAAUGAGGAGAAGACUCCAGUGGAGGUUGUGUUUGUCUUCCCUCUGGAUGACGAAGCUGCCGUAUACGCCUUUGAGGGCCUGAUUGGUGGGACGCGGAUUGAGGCCCAGAUCCGAGAGAAGAAACAGGCAGAGCAGGAAUAUGAGGAUGCCUUGACUGAAGGCCGGCAGGCUUUCCUGCUUGAAAGAGAAGCAAACACCAGUGACAUUUUCACCUGCAGCCUGGGUAACCUCCCUCCCGAUGGGGAGGCCACGUUGAAGCUCUCCUACGUCCAGGCCUUGGCUCCGGAGCCUGACGGUGCCAUCCGCUUUGUCCUGCCUGCUGUUCUCAACCCCCGCUAUGCACCUCAGGGUUCAGAAGGGGAAAAUGUCACCAAGAGCAUACCACGAGUGCCCAAGGGGAAGCUUCCUUACACCCUCGGCCUCAGUGCCACACUGGAGUCACCGUAUGGCAUCAACCGUGUGGAGUCCAAGUGCACCCUUGAGCCCUUGCGCUACAGGGCAGAAGACCGUACGAUUGCCCAGGUCUCCUUGGCUGAAGGGCACCAGUUUGACCGAGACGUGGAACUGCUGAUAUAUUACGAGGACAUUCACAAGCCCAGCGCCCUCCUAGAGGCUGGGAAGCCUGGGGCUGCCCCAGGCUCUCUGAUGGGGGACCCAGCACUUCUGCUCACCCUGUACCCCAGUGUCCCUGCCCCAAAACCAGGCCAGAAGGUGACUGAAGAAUUUCUCUUCCUGAUGGACCGCUCUGGAAGCAUGCGUUCCUGCACUGAUCCGAAUCCUGAUUCCCCAAGGCGGAUUCAGAGUGCCAAGGAGACCCUGAUUUUCUUGCUGAAGAGUCUCCCUCUGGGAUGUUACUUCAACAUCUAUGGAUUUGGAUCGACCCAUGACUCAUUCUACCCGCAGAGUGUAGAAUACACCCAGGAGACCAUGUCCAAGUCCCUCCAACGGGUGAAGGAGCUGGAGGCAGAUUUGGGGGGCACAGAGAUUCUGCAGCCACUGAAGGCCAUUUACAGCCAGCCGUGCCGGGAAGGAUAUCCUCGCCAGCUCUUUGUGUUCACGGAUGGAGAGGUGUGUAAUACAGAUGAGGUCAUUGCUGAAGUUCGACGUCACAGCAGCUCCCACAGGUGCUUCUCCUUUGGCAUUGGUGAAGGGGCCUCCACAGCCCUCAUCAAAGGCAUUGCCCGUGCGGCCGGAGGCAGUGCUGAAUUCAUCACAGGCAAGGAGCGCAUGCAGGCCAAGGCCCUGCAGUCUUUGAAGAAGGCCCUGCAGCCAGCAGUGACCAGGAUCUCUCUGAGUUGGGACUUGCCUCCUGGUCUGAAGGCUGAGCUUGUGGGGUCAGGCCCACAGGUCAUCUUCCAGGGGCAGCGCUGCCUCAUUUAUGCCCAGAUCCGUGGGCAGGACCAGUCUUCAAGCUCCACAGAAGCGGCGGCUGUUCUUCAAUACCAGUUCCAAGACCAGACUUUCAAAGAAAGGUUGACGUUCUCACUCAGUUCUCAGGAGACUGACAGGCUCCCUGUUCACCGACUGGCGGCUCAGACCCUCCUGAAGGAACUGGAGGGCGCAGGAGAGAAGGAAAAGGAAAAGCAGCGUCUGGCACUGGAGACGAGCCUGAGCUCUGGGGUGGUGUGCUCACAGACGGCCUAUGUGGGAGUGAACAAAGAGCUGGGCACAGCACUUCAAGGGCCUCUUGCUCGCCGCAACAUCCCCCUUGCAUGGGACAGAGAAAGGGCAGGACUCCUCAAUACCUUCUUUACCUCAGUCUUCUCCAAAAAAGAAAACAAUGCCCAACCUGAAAAAUAUGGAGCAGAUGAUUCAGCAGAUGAUUCAGAUGAUGAUCCCAGAAUAAUUCGUGGUGGAAUGGCGUUGUGCUAUGCACAAUCUGCAUCUCUACGUCCACUAAACCUGGGGUUGUCUCUCAGCCGGAUGAAUUCUUCCUCUCCUCCUUCCAUGCAGCAUUCUAUUAACAUUGCUAAGUACUCAGAUCAAGCCAAUGUUCUAAAAGCAAAACUGUGCAACCGAGCUGCACGAAAGAAAAAGAUGUGUUACUUCCUGAGGCAGUCAUCGCCGCCGCCUCCCAUUCAAAAUUCUCUCUCUGCUAAGUCCUCAGAGCCCACUCCCAAGGAGAAGGAAUCGCCUCUCUUGAGCUUGGUGUCUCUGCAAAAUGCUAAUGGCUCUUGGCCACUUGAUUCUGGUCUGGCCGAAAUCCUAGGCCUGAGUGAGGCUGAGAUCUCAAGCAAAUCACCUGCCCAGGUCACCCCAGAUGCAUGGGCGACAGUUCUGGCCCUUCUCUGGCUCCACUCCAGAGCCACAGGCCAGAGGGAUGAAUGGGAGUUACUGGAAACUAAAGCUCUCAGCUGGCUCCUGGUGACUGCAGGGCCUCAGCUGGCUGAGUGCGUGAAGGCUGGCAAUGAGAUGCUGGGCAGCAGCGUGAGCCCAGAGGCUUUUGGGAUCUGAGUUUGGCUCUGUAGCCUUGUGCUUUUUAAAACAGGAGUUUCUGCUCCACUCUUCUUUUCUUCUCCUGCCCAAAGUAUAGCUAGCUGCCUUCUCAUAAGGCUCUUGUCCGUCCCUGAGCUGUGCAGUUCAUUCUGAUUCCUCCAUGUCUUCACUGCAAGAAGUGCAGUGCCUUAUAGAGAGAUGCCUUAUUUUGGUCUGGUGUGCUAGUGAGGGUACCAAAAAAAAAAAGCACUUGUGUGUGGUUUUGAAAAAGCCACUGAAAGGAAUUACAAACUGCAAAAUAAACAACCAUUCAGUACUUAAAUGAAACUUUAUUACAAACCAGGUUUGACCACUUUUCUGCUUUUACCCGAAACCCAAAUCACUUACCUAAAUUUUGAACACAAUCUGUUCUCUAUACUGUUUGUUCCAGCAGAUUAAAACAAGGGUUUAUAAUCCACCUACAUCCAAAUGCAUGCUGUCAGCAGAAAAGGGGAGCAAAUAUUUUGAGAGUUAAUAUUGGACAGGUGGGUAGUGAAUAUGCCUUUUAGUGGAAAGCCACAUUUCUCUUCAGUGUUCCAGACCUUUAAAAGCUCAGAUGGAUAAAAAACCUUUACAGCUCUGCAGUUCCAGUCUAUGCACUCUGCCAAAGCUGAAGGAUGCUAUCACCCGAUUCCUUAUGAAGAGAGAGCUUGCCAAUGUGCCUGAAGAUUUACCCUACUGCCUACUGGUUUGUUCAAUCUACAAGGACUUAAGAGCAGUCUUGUUCAAAGAUUUAAAACUCUUCAGUUGAGAGAUCUAUUGGGUAUCCUGUUGUGUAUUAAAGUAAUAGCACAGCCAAGUAUGUACUGUAAUAUAGAGUUUAUUUGAAUGUACAAGUUCCAGCGGGAAUGUCUAUCAUUUGCUGGUUCAGAGUUCAGGAUUUGGAUCCACUGCCGGAUUGGUUUCCACUGGAGGGAAUCCUUGCCAUUCGUUCCCGCCAAAAUGUAUCUUUCCCCUGCUAGUUCUCUGUUACUAUAUAAACCUGAGUUUUCCCCAUUCCCUGCGUUCUGGCUCUUACCUGUUCUUUGAAGUAAAGAGAUGUUGUACCAGAUCCUCGCCUCCUGUUUCUUAUUUGCACUGAGCUGAAAUCACUGAAGACCCACUACACUACAUAUCCCAUUAACUAUUUUUUAGGGGACAGGUCCCCCUACACCUUUGAAAAAAGUGGACUGUUUUGCCUUCAGAGCAGCAAUUCUAAGAAGAUACGUCUGUGGGGUAUGGCUGAUACCAUAAUCAUGUAUAUUCUCUCUCUC
Molecule: messenger RNA, 3995 nt
Organism: Zootoca vivipara (common lizard)
Lineage: Eukaryota; Metazoa; Chordata; Lepidosauria; Squamata; Lacertidae
Product: von Willebrand factor A domain-containing protein 5A-like
Source: RefSeq, a predicted model, not a curated record